AUGGAGCCCCUGCCCGCCGCCCGUCAGCUGAAAAGCGGAGCUCCCGAUGCCGACUCAGCAGCCGCCCAUGCUCCGGGGAGCCCAGCAGGAAGCUGGGGAGAAGCAGAGCGCCGGGACGUGGAGCUGGCAGGGGGGACGCGGGGAGACCCAGAGGCCCCUCCCCGCCAGGCCGGGCUCCCUCGCCAGGGUCCCCCCCAUCACUGCGCCUCAAGCCCCCGAGCGGCCCCUCAGCCUGCAGGGCAACGGCCCAGACUAAGGGCCCCUGGGGGGGGGGCUGCCUGCUGCGGGGGGGGCCUGGAUCGGCACAGCGCCCCCUGCCCCCGGGGAGCGGCUCUGCAGGCCGGGCACGAAUACCGUCAGGGGCCUGACCCGGAGCCCCCGGGCCCUGGGCGCCCUCCCCCUCCCCAGGGAUUCCCGGCCUGGCUGUUACAUAGCCCAGAGAGGUCGAGGAACUUUACCAGAGGCAGGUCCCGCUUCCAUCAUGGGCCCAGAAGCCCCUUAAAGCGGACCCAGAGCAGCGAGCGAAGGCCCUGGCUCCCCCCGAGCCGCUGGGACCUCUCGUGCUCCCCAAAGGGGGCUCCGGCUAAUUACCUGCCCCCCCGGGGAAAAGCCCCCGAGGGCGGGCCCUGCUUCUGGGACCUCUGCCUCUCUCACUUGGAUGGAAGCACACAGCAGGAGCUUAAUAAAUGCUUAGACCUCAGACCAUCUUCAGGGCCUCAAAGGCAGCAGCAGAUCCUCCGGCCCCCGGACUCAGGGGCCGGCGGUGAUGGGGUAUCGGGGCUGGAGCCGGGGGGAGCGGCCUGCAGCCCCCAGGCCCGGCAAAGCCCGACCUCCCACGGCGCCGGCUCUUUCCGAGUCCGGGUUAUUUUUACUGCCGCCUCCUCCCGGAAAGGCCGGGCCCUGCCAGGACUCGGAGCCGCCUCCCCUCCCUCAGCCCGGGGCAUACGCAGGGCAGAGGCCGGAUUCAAAUCCGGGUCUCCAGGAGCCCAAGUGGGCUCUUUCCCAGCUGCUCGGCCGGAGGCCCCCGGGGCCCCCACGCCGUCCUCCCUCCGGAGGCCCCCGGGGCCCCCACGCCGUCCUCCCUCCGGAGGCCCCCGGGGCCCCCACGCCGUCCUCCCUCCGGGGGCCCCCGGGACCCCCACGCCGUCCUCCCUCCGGGGGCCCCGGUCUCUGAGCGAGGGGCCUGCCCAGGACCAGGAGGGCCGAGAGGCCUUGGUGUCCCCGGCCCAGAUCCCGCCCUCUGUCCCGACCCCCGACCAGGGGAACCCCACGCCCAGGGCUGCCGUCUAA
Molecule: messenger RNA, 1290 nt
Organism: Antechinus flavipes (yellow-footed antechinus)
Lineage: Eukaryota; Metazoa; Chordata; Mammalia; Dasyuromorphia; Dasyuridae
Product: basic salivary proline-rich protein 2-like
Exons: 4
Coding region: 1-1290 (429 amino acids)
Source: RefSeq, a predicted model, not a curated record